Molecule: messenger RNA, 1026 nt
Organism: Closterium sp. Naga37s-1
Lineage: Eukaryota; Viridiplantae; Streptophyta; Zygnematophyceae; Desmidiales; Closteriaceae
Source: the annotation of a GenBank genome assembly
AUGCGUGAUGCCACUGCCCGCCUUGCUGUUCGCAACCACCUUCCAGUUGCAGAGAAGGCGCACUUUAGCCAGCAGAAGACAGCGAAAGCCCUCUAUGACGCUGUUGUCGCUCGUUACUCCUCCCCCGCUACUGCUGCCCUAGGCCAUCUCAUGCUGCCAUACCUCUUCCCUGAGCUAGCUGAUUUCCACACUGUUUCUGACCUCAUGACUCACCUUUGUUCUAUUGCUACUGCUGCUGCUGUCAACCUCCUUGGUGCUGAGGAAGUUGGCGCUGCGUCUGCUCCUAGCGGGAGGCGCAACAACAGCAAGGGCAAAGGGGGUAUGGGUGGUGGGGGUGGCAACAGCGGUGGAGGUGGCGGGGGUGGUGGUGGCGGGGGUGGAGGUGGUGGGGGUGGCUCUGGGGGUGGAGGCAGUGGAGGCGGACGGGGUGGUGGAGGCGGCGGGGGUGGUGGAGGCAGCGGGGGUGGUGGAGGCGGCUGGGGUGGUGGAGGCAGCAGAGGCGGUGGAGGAGGUCGGGGUGGAGCUAGCAAGGUUGGAGGCCGUGGCGCUUCCGCACGUGGCGGUGAAGGCUUUGGGAGUGGACAGCAGUUGCCGCGCCUCCCGGACAACCCCACCCCUCAGCAGCUUCGUGAGUGGGUUGUCCAGUGUGGUUCUUCUGGGGGCUCUGGUCGCUGCCCGUACGUCAGGCGCACAGGGAAGCUGAAGAGUCAGACUUGCAAGAAGGCGCACACUGAGUAUCGCUGCUUCGGCCGUCUUGAGGAUGGUUGGGUGGAUGAGUACAGUGAUGAGAUGCCAGCCCCCAACUGGCUGAAACUAGAGGGGAUGGGAGUAGAUGUUUAUGCUCUUGACUGUGUUCAGAUCAACAAGGCUAUCUAUGCUAUGUAUGUGACUGAGCUUAGUGAUGAGGGUGCGUGUUACUCGUAUGUACCUGGUGAUGCUGGUGUCGAUGCUACUUCUCCUGGUGCUAGUGAGUCUGCUGCAGCUCUAGGUGCUAGUGCGUCUGCUGUCACAGGACGUCUGGGUUGA